Prunus avium (sweet cherry) is the source of this 1323-nucleotide messenger RNA. RefSeq lists its product as uncharacterized. The record is from RefSeq and is a predicted model, not a curated record. NCBI's taxonomy places the organism in Eukaryota, Viridiplantae, Streptophyta, Magnoliopsida, Rosales, Rosaceae. Gene Ontology annotation, molecular function: protein binding.
AAAAGACCAAACACAACAGUUGCCAAUUCAAUACCUUUUUAUUCCACUACGGAGGGAUUUCCAACACCAUGCUCUUUUUCUAAUCACAUUAUAAAGUAAGAGACUAUGUUGUUUAUCCCCAACUCCAUCUGUGUUGUGAUUUUUUGUAAGUUACUCCUCUGUUUCAAUUAGCCAUAAGGGCUGCCCUCUCAAAGCUAUCUUUGGACAAUUUUAUCGUCAUGGCUAGCCUUAACUCUGACCAACAUGGGGUUUCGAGAUCAUUUUCAAAAUCUCCACCAACUCAUUACACUCUAAAAAUAGAGUUGUUUUCGGAGCUCAUUGAAAAUUCAGUGGAUAAGUACGAGUCUGAGGAAUUCGAAGCUGGAGGAUACAGAUGGAAACUAGUGCUCCACCCAAAUGGUAACAAGACAAGGGACGUGGAAGAGCACAUCUCUCUAUACUUGGAAAUGGUUGGAACUGAUUCACUUCAGUUUGGUUGGGAAGUAUUUGUUGGUUUCAGGUUCUAUUUGCUUGAUCAGAAGAAGGGAAUGUACUUUGUUCUUGAAGAUGCCAAUGAAAACGAGAAGUGUUUGCAUGAGAUGAUGCAUUGUUUGGGUGUUGAUCAAUUUAUCUCUUUUGAAGCAUUUACUGAUGUUUCCAAGGGAUAUCUCACGGGUGACACCUGUGUGCUUGGAGCGGACGUCUUUGUGUUCAAAGAAAGAAGGAAAUGCAAAGGAGAGUGUCUUUCAAUGAUAAAAGAUUCUGUUAUGCGCAAGCAUGUUUGGAAGGUUGAGAACUUUUCGAAGUUAGAUGCUGAGAGCUACUACUCAGAAUCAUUCACAGCUGGAGAUCAGAAAUGGAAGAUACGGCUCUAUCCGAAGGGUCAUGGAAAAGGAAAUGGCACUCAUAUUUCUCUUUACUUGGAAUUAGAUGAUCCAAAAGUACCUCCAGGUUCGAAAAUAUUUGCAGAUGUUUCCCUGGGCAUUGUCAAUCAAUGCGGCGCCAUUUAUGAGUGUUAUGAAGCUAAUAUGUGGUUCACUGCAUCGAGCCCGAGUUGUGGUUCUUCUACUUAUAUGACACUGAAUUCUUUCGGUACGGAAGGCAAGGGUUUUUUGUUGAAGGAUACUUGCUUGGUGGAAGCCGAGGUCACUGUCCGUGGAGUUGCCAGAGAACUAUAGUUGUCUUAUGUUCGGGAUGAGAUUUAAUGUUAAAAUGAUGUUAAUUAGGCUCAAGUUUGUGUUUUCUUAAGUGAUUAUUAGAAUGCUUGCCUUUUCUUUUUCUUCAAAACUGUCAUGCAACAAAAAUCGUCCACAUUACUUAGUAAAUUUGGCUUUUCUCAUCAAA